Lactuca saligna is the source of this 110-nucleotide messenger RNA. The record is from the annotation of a GenBank genome assembly. NCBI's taxonomy places the organism in Eukaryota, Viridiplantae, Streptophyta, Magnoliopsida, Asterales, Asteraceae.
CCGGUCAGGUGAAUGUCAACAUGAGAAGAAAAAAACCAAAGGCAUAAGCGUUAGAACCUCCAAACAACCACUAAAAAGAGAAUUAUCAGAUUUAAAAACCAAAACCACAG